AUGGAUUGGCUCAGCCUGCGCGCGCCUUUGGAGGCGUGGCUCAAAUCUGCUGGAGCUGCUAAGUUCAGCGACGAGGACCUGCGCGUGCUAUGGCAGGGUGGAUAUAAUAUGCUAGACGACCUGAAGGUCGCGACCCGGGCGAGUCUCGAGCGAGCCGGGCUGAGACCGGCGCGAGUGGAUCAAAUCCUCAACACUCAAGGUGCUGAUGCUGGCACCAGCAACACUGCUGCAGCUGCGGCUACGGCUGGCCCAGGCAUUGUUGCUGAUGACCCCUACAAGAUGACCGCUCAUGGAGCCAUGAUGCGGAUGCUGCCACCUAUUAAUCUACGAAGCAGCCCAUGCUGCUCCUUUAGCAAAACAUGCGGCACACGGUCGUGUACCUUUUCGGCAGUGAAACCGUGGGAUAGCUUUCUGGAUGAGUUGAAGAUGCUGGAAGGGCAGCUGGAUGACAAUGAGCAAAGAUUUAUACCUGUGUUGCUGGCGGGUGAUCAGCCAACAGACCAGGGCUUCCAGGCAGCUGCAGAUGAGGCCGAGGUGCGUGCACCGAUGCAGGCCAUGGCUCAGUUGGUCAACUCGGUGGCAGCAUCCAUGCACAUCCAAGGGAGGCUCAAGGGUGGAGGCAGCGGUCGCGGCAUUUCAUCAACAGACUACAUCAUCCAGCUGAGGCAUGGAGACAUAGGGCAGCAGAAGCAACAGCAGUACAACAGUCCCUCUUGGGAUGUUUAUGGAUGCAUUGAGGUUAAAGGUGACUGGCAGUUUCCCUUGGAGGCUCAUUAUGAUGUGUCAUGCAUGCCGCUUGGGGAAAUCAACCGCCUGGGCCUGGGCCAAGCGCUGCAGCAGUGCUAUGGUGACAUGGUGAUGGAUGAGGCCCCCCUAGGGAUGGUCACACGGCACAAUUUAGCACUGCUGCUGAAGCGCUCACCAAAUGUUGCUGAUAAGACUCUGUAUGUGUCACCAGUCAUCGGCCUGGACAAGAUGCUGCUGGUGCUGCUAUUCCUGCUGCAGCAGGCAGAUCUGCUUGAGGGCAUGAAGAAGUUGCUGCCACGUGAGGCAGUGCCCAUCACACCUGGCCAGGGAGACAACUCAAAGCGUGAGCUAAAGCGGUGCCAGUCGCUAAGGUUGCAGGAGCAGCGGCAGAUGAAGCAGUGGUCUGUCCUACCUGGCCAAGGCAAGGUGCCAGGUGGACUUGAGCAGCUGACCCGCAAGCGCGGCAGCAAGGUGCUGCUGCCCCUAGAACUGUGUGGCUUUGGAGAUGUGGGCCUCACCGGCCGGUGUGCUGGAUAUGGGUGCUAUGGCAGCAUGCUGGAGGGCACCAUAGGUGGUGUGGCGGCAGUGAUCAAGCUGUUUGAGCAGAAGCGACAGGGAGCCAUGGAAGCCUUCACACGUGAGCUCGCUGUGUACUUGCGCCUUGGCAGCAGCAUCAGUAGCAACAGCAGCAGCAACCUGCAGGGUGCCCUGCUGGUGCCACGGCUGCUGCGGUAUGGCAUGUUUGCACACUCAGGCGCCCUGUUCCUGGCACUGACUUAUGAGGGUGACGACCUGGAGGCCGGAGCCGGCCGCAGCACAACCGUUGUUGGUGAUGCAGCUGCCAGCGGCAGCAGAGGCUGCAGUUUGCAGUUUGCGUGA
Volvox carteri f. nagariensis is the source of this 1626-nucleotide messenger RNA. RefSeq lists its product as uncharacterized. The record is from RefSeq and is a predicted model, not a curated record. Lineage: Eukaryota; Viridiplantae; Chlorophyta; Chlorophyceae; Chlamydomonadales; Volvocaceae. The coding region runs from base 1 to 1626 and encodes 541 amino acids. The transcript has 6 exons.